CUCUGAGCCCUAAUUUCGCCGGAGAGGAUCGAAAUUAUGGACGGAAAAAUGGAAAUCUCAGUGGACAAGCUCCCGAUCAAGCGGCUCGACGUCAUCGAAGAGAACGGCCUGGAGCGAUUCCCACCGGAAGUGGGGUACGUGGAGAAGCGGGAGUCGCUGAUACGGAGAAUCGAUUUCGCGUGGGCGGUGGAGAAGGACGACAAGAGCAAGCAGAAGAAGCGUUCCCGGGAGACCUCCGCCGCCCAGUGGGAGUUCCAGAGCAUGCUCGAAAAUCUCCAGCUCGCUCAUCAGGAGCUCUCCGUCAUCGUCGACCUCAUCAACACUGUGGAAGCUAAUGAUGCAGUUACAGUAGCUAGCAUGACCAAGCCGAAGCCAUUUCCUAAUGAAGUUCUGGCUGAUCUUGCUGUGUCUGCUGCCACCAAGCUACAAUGCUUUAGGCACCUUGGAAAAUACUUUAAGCAGUCUGCCAAUGCUUUGGAGCAACAGAUGGCCAGGGAAGCAAGAUUUUAUGGUGCACUAAUCAGGUUGCAGCAGAAUUGGAAAGUUAAGCGGCAGCGUGCGGUAGCUUUAGCUGCUGGAAAUGAAGGCUUCACCAUAGACCUGUUUGACAAUUCAUUAUAUGAUCCAGCUGGUAUCUUUCGGCCAUCCCCUCUGUCUACAGUUUGUGUUGACCAUGACUCAGCAGGCAUGCUGGCGAUAAAUUUACCUCCGAAGUCAUAUAGCUCUCUUCAGUUUGGUUUUCUAAGUGCUGAUACAGAUGAUAUGCCAAUUGAGUCCUGUAAAACCAAAACUCAAUCCUCAAGUGAUGCUGACAAAGAAUCUGUGAGUGAUGAUGAGUGUGUUAAAGAAACGCAUUCACUUCUUCGUGAAGUCCAUCAAGCGAUCUUCAGUGAGCAGGUAUUCGAACUAGUAAAUCGUGAAGCAUGUAACCAAUCAUUAGGAGUCACUGUUACUGGAAUACAGGAAAACUAUUUACAAUUGAAUAUAGGUCAGGACACCUCUGUGUUCAUAUCCCUUGUCCCAUCUAGUCAGGGUGAGAAAACAGUUGACAGUCCAAGCACCCAGAAUUUAGAGAAUGCAAUUCUACCUUUAGAUACCCUGGAUGGGCUGAAUUUACCGGAAGAUAAACCGGACACCCCCAAGAAAAAGUCAAUAAUUCCUAAUCAAAUUAGUUGUGAAAUAUAUCUGCUACAGAUAUUUCACCAGCAUGUAUUUCUUAAAGCUAAGGAGAGACCCACUUCUGGAGGUGUGGUGUCUAGCCAACCAGCAAAAGAAGGGUCUGGACUUCUUGGUCAUUUCUGCAUGUCAUUGGCUCAUAGAAUAUUUUCAAACAAAGUUCUAGUGGAGCUGGAAAAUGUGAUUAGAGGUGUGCCGUAUAUGCAGUUGACAUCUCAUCCCACUUGGCAUUCAAGGACAUCGUCAUGGACACUCUUUGUGAAGAUACCUCAAUCUGUUCUACACGCAUGCCAAAUCCGAGCAUCAGACUCACAUCACACAAAGCAUGUUACCAAGUCUCAGUUUCAUACUAAGGUGGUUGUAACUGAUGAUUGCAUCAGUAUUGAUGGGGAAGGUGCUCCGAAUGUUGUUGGCCUGUUCAAAGGGACUUCCCUGGAUGUCUGUUCAAUGAAUAGAUACGACUGUGAUUUGGCUGAUCUGUCUGUGAUAAUCCUACAGCAGGUUGCAAGCCAGGUUAUACGUUGGCUCCAUGAAGAAGCUCUAAUGGUUGGGAUAAAAGCAAACUGGGAUUUCCUGUGUUUGUCUUUUGAGCUGGAGCAGGGUGAAACACUAAGCUUGGUGGCACAUGUGGAUCCAGAAGAUACUGAAGGAUGCAUCUCAUGGUGGCUGGUCAUGGAGGAUGGUUUUGUACAAGAACGAAAACUGAAUAUGGAUAUCUCUGAUGGUGCAUCCGAGUCUAGGAAGUUCUUAGGCCAUCUAUCCCUGGAAGUUUUAUAUUUGACAAUGAUGGACUUGGUCGGCUUGUGCAACGGAGGUGGUAACUGAUGACCAACCAUAAUGUUCUUGUACUUUUUCAGUGAGAUAGCUUUUGGUUUAGUAAUAUGUCAAUAUAAUUGAUACAGGUCACUUGUUAAAGGCAACUGCUGUUUAUGGUAACUUGUAAAAGUCAUGACUGCCUGGCAGGCGUGUUGCUGUUCAGGCUGUUUAUGGUAGACUGCCUACAGAUAA
This is a messenger RNA of Argentina anserina (silverweed cinquefoil), 2184 nucleotides long. Its product is annotated as mediator of RNA polymerase II transcription subunit 17. Gene Ontology annotation, biological process: regulation of transcription by RNA polymerase II. NCBI's taxonomy places the organism in Eukaryota, Viridiplantae, Streptophyta, Magnoliopsida, Rosales, Rosaceae. Gene Ontology annotation, cellular component: core mediator complex; mediator complex. Gene Ontology annotation, molecular function: transcription coregulator activity. Bases 37 to 2001 code for a protein of 654 amino acids. The transcript has 7 exons. The record is from RefSeq and is a predicted model, not a curated record.